Eutrema salsugineum is the source of this 405-nucleotide messenger RNA. Its product is annotated as putative protein TPRXL. NCBI's taxonomy places the organism in Eukaryota, Viridiplantae, Streptophyta, Magnoliopsida, Brassicales, Brassicaceae. Bases 1 to 405 code for a protein of 134 amino acids. The record is from RefSeq and is a predicted model, not a curated record. The transcript has a single exon.
AUGGCGUAUGAAUUUCCAUGGUCUCCUUCAUCCUCUUCUUCAUUCACAUCCUUCUCUGAUUUCUUGUCUUCUUCUUCAUUUCCUUCUUCGUCUUCCUCUCCUUCUUCGUCUUUCUGUCCUUCCUCUUAUCCGUCUUUCUCUCCUUCAUCUUCUACGUCAUCUUCUUCUUCCUUGUCUGACUUUUCUACAUCUCCUCCUUCCUCAUCUUCUUCUUUGUCUGACUUCUCUAGGUCUUCUCUUUCUUCUUCACUUCUCACAACUUGUUCUUCAACCUCUUCCUCCGUUCAUGAUGCUUCAACCGUCGGAGGGGAUGGAUCGGAACUGCUCUCGCCCUUGGUUUUUGGAGCUCCAAUAUUCUUCUUCUUCUUUGUCCACCUUGUUUUAGCCAUUUUUCUGGAUCGAUAA